AUGUCAGCUAACCAUGCCCCUCGUCUCUCCCAACUCAUAUGUACAGCCACCCCUGACCCGGUCGAAGCAGAGAAGGCCAACCUGCAACAGCAAAUCGCAGCCGCAUCGGCUAUCCUCGUGGCUGAAGCAAGGUGUUUCCCCAAGGAUCAUGAAGGAAUGCAAGAGGAGAAGACAAUGUGGCUGCGAUGCUGGGAGGAGAAGAUGGCUAUGCUUAUGCUGUUGGUUGAGCGCAGGAAGGAGCUUGGCGUCACAGUAAGGGUGGAUGCAGCAGAAGUGCCUAUACUGGCUGAAGCGGACAACAUCUAUGAGCGGUGGAUGGCGGAGGAGGCCGAAGUGCAUGCAAGGGUCGAGCAGGACGUCCAGAUGGGGGAUGAGAAUGCACAGGAGACCAGAGGGCCACAUGCAAGCGUUGCAGUGCCUGUGGUGACAGAGAAGAUGUCGCAUGUAGAGGUGGUGUCCCAUCUGGUGUGGAAGCAGACCAUUGCAGAGAGCAAAGACGAGGAUGAGCCCAAGAUUGUUGUUCCUCCCAGCUCAAUCCUCCACAAGGUCCCAUGCAUGCAGUGCAUGGGGUGCGAGAAGUUGAUGAAGGCUGUGGGAAAGAAGGCACAGGCAGGCACAUCGGUCAUGCAGGCCUCGAAGACUGCAAAGGCAAGCUCAUCCAAGAGAGUCGUAGAUGACGAUGACGAUGAUGACGAAGCUGAGGUGGUCGAAAGCCACAUGUGUGCGAAGGGGAAAGCACCAGUGCAUAGCCAGCUCAAUGCCAAGGUUGUGGCCAACCUGUCACAGUCGCUGAGGCUGCUUCGUGCUGAGGCCAUGGAGUUGCAGGCUGCAUACCUUCACCUGCAGGUGCGCAUCGAUCAACUCGCCAAAGCUCUGGAGAAGAUUUGGGUGGAAUAA
This is a messenger RNA of Pisolithus orientalis, 897 nucleotides long. RefSeq lists its product as uncharacterized. NCBI's taxonomy places the organism in Eukaryota, Fungi, Basidiomycota, Agaricomycetes, Boletales, Pisolithaceae. The record is from RefSeq and is a predicted model, not a curated record. The coding region runs from base 1 to 897 and encodes 298 amino acids. The transcript is spliced from 5 exons.